Molecule: messenger RNA, 4320 nt
Organism: Diceros bicornis minor
Lineage: Eukaryota; Metazoa; Chordata; Mammalia; Perissodactyla; Rhinocerotidae
Product: spermatogenesis-associated protein 31A6-like
Source: RefSeq, a predicted model, not a curated record
AUGGAGGAGAACCUAUUUUCUCUGAGUAGCGUUAGCGCUACCUGGCUGAGCUGCAGCCCCACUUCCUGGGUGACUGAGAUCAUCCUCGGUUUCCUGUGUGGACUGGGGCUCUUCUUCCUGUUACUCCCGUGCCCAAGUAAUCCGUCCUUACCGUCCUUACCACCACCUAGGAAGCAUAGAAACAUCAGGAAGGGUCACGCGGAGCCGAGAGGGACGAGCAGCAGGACUAGGAAGAAAAGCAGAGCUUUGAGAGCUCGUAGAGAUUGCCUGAAAGAACUGGAGGAGGCUCGGGGCCUGGUUUCACUUCUGCAAAGCCGCCUGGGGAAGCUCCCUGACAAGGGUGGCUUUUGUCAGCUCUCAUGUCAAGACCCCCCUGGCUACGUGUGCAAAACAGCGCCUGCUGGAGCCCACUGGCCGUGCCAUGAGCGUGUAGCAGAGGCUGCUGCCACCGUGUCCCUGGCUCCUCUGACAGAGCACCCUGUACCUCUGGCCUCCACCCCUUCGCCCGGCCUGAUGACCUCGUCAGUUUCUGUUUGUUCCCACUCAUCCUUGAGUGCCUCUCAGCCACCAGAGCCUUUCCUUCCCCUGGACAACCUUUCACCCCGGCAGCUUGUUUUUUCCCCUCCCCCGCCAUGCCCCCCUGAUUCAGAGUCCUGCCCGGCCCCUCCAACAGCCUUCCCUCCCCAUCCCCAACCAGACUCCAUUCUGACACUUUCUCAGUGUGACUCGAUGGCACUCCCACUGGGCGCUGUCCCACAGAGCUCGUCUUCACACACCCCUUGGUCAGCUUCUCCCGUCCCAGCCAUCUCAGACCUUGGUCACUCAAGCUGUCCCAUUUCGGCCCUGCCCUGGUGGCAGGGGGCUGCCAAAGCCUUGUGCUUCUCGACCUCAUCACAGUGCAAGUCCCAGCAAGAGCACCUUUCCCACCACCCACCAGAAGCCUUAUGCUGGGAAGACCCCACAAACAGACAGGUAGAGGCUGGUAAUCCCUCUUUGCUCAGCUGUGAUGACGAGAAGCCCCUGGAGAUACAAGUCACAAAGAGAGUUGAGAUCAAGAUUUGGAAGGAAAAAGAAACAAAUGGAUCAUAUCCAAAACAAAUGAGCCCAGACUACCACCUGAAUUAUUUGGGAAAUACGUUGGAAUCUCUGGGUGCUGAGCAGGACACCACAACCCCCCAAACCUUCUGGAGCACAAAAGGCAAACCAGCACAGCUGCCCAGUCCUCAGCAGCUCUCAUAUCCCAACGUCUUGGGGGACCAUCUACCGAUGAAAUAUAACCAGCUUUUCUGGGGUCUCCCCUCUCUGCACAGUGAGUCCCUGGUGGCUACUGCCUGGAUCUCUGAGAGCUCUUCAGUACUACAGUCUCCGUCUUUCUUGUUCAAUGUUAUCUCGAAUACCUGCCCAGUUCAAAUGCAGGCUAAAAUGUCUCCACUGCUUUCCCAGUCCCAGCCUCCAUCCCAUGUGGAGUUCCAAUCUCAAUCCUUGAUUCUAACCAUACCUCAAUGCCAGCCCCCACCUCUGACUCAGUUCCAGAUCCAGGCCCAUCUCCAAUCCUCUCCCCCAAUCCUACCACUUUCUUCUCCACCCCAGAUUAGAGCCUGUGGAGUAUCUUGCCCUACACCCCAGAAUAAGCCACAAUCUAUCAUCCCAGCUGAGAUUCAACGUCCAGAAUGGUCUUUGUUGCAGAAGCAACUAGAAAGUGGGUGGGCUUUAGACUCUGUAGUCAAAAGAUCUCAAGAAGUCUGUAGUCUCUUCACUUCGAACUUUUGUCAGGACAGUUGGGUGGUCUCCAUUCUUCCUGAGAAUUUUCCAAUCAGUCCUGAGCUCCAGGAACAACUGGAGCAACACCUCCAAAAGUGGCUCAUGCAACACUGCAGUAUCCAAGAGUCUCUGGAACUAAGGCGGUCUCGAGACGGAUUACCAGGGACAUGUCAGGCAAAGGGCAGGCAUGGACCCUCACAACCCUCUUUAUUUACAGGUGAAAGCAGCAGGGAUGCGCAGAAGGUGGGGCUGCCGCUAAACCAAGACUUAGGCAAGGGCCUGGGGCAUAUUCUGGGGAAGUUCCCAAAGGAUCUCUCCAGGCGUUCAGAAAGCUCCCUAGUGAAGUUAAGGGAGGUGGACUCUGAGGAGUCGGAAAGUGGCUUGAGGUUCUCGAGGAGUGACUCAGGGAGAGAUUUACUAAGGAUCUUAGACAAGAAUCUAGAAAGCACCCUGAAAGCCCAUUUGAGCAGGAAGCUGGGGCAGAUCAGUGAGGGUUGGAUCCCUGUGAAUGUGCGUCGAUCCUGGCUUGCUGUCCACGCUUCUCCCAAGUCCGACACUCACAUGGAAACCAGAAAUCUAGGAAUCUUGAAGAGUUGGGGACCCAGCACGAACACUUCCCCCAGAGUUUCCUUUCUCGAUGCAGACACUCGAGAGGUGCUGGAAGCGCAUAUUACAAGGUUUUGGGUGAAGCACAGGUGGGGCCUACCCCUCAAGGUCCUCAAGCCCAUAAAUCUCUUGAAGUUGAAAAAGGCUCAACCCUUGUCCCUUCCACAGUCCGCCUUUCCUCCCUCAGCCACCUGUGUAUCUGGGACCCACUCGAUCAUCAAGUUUGCUGAGUUCCUGGGAAAACCUCCCCAGGCCCAUCCUGGUAAGAAGGUGGUAACAGAGGAGUCAGUUUCUACCCUGGUGAGGCCUCUCCUUGCCCCCUCACUUGUGUGUGAGGAAGUCCAGGGGGCCCUGAGAGGAACCCCACCUGGUGGUGACCGUGGUCCCUCAAAGGCCUCUCUGACUGGACAGGAGGGCAGGCCACCUUCUCAGUCCCUCACACUCAGCCUCGUGGGUACAACCUGGCAGAGUGGGACUGUCGUGGAGGCUGAGAGCGGCAGCCUAGAGCCUAGUCCAAGUUCAGCAAUGGCGAGGAAUGAGCCAAGGGAGGACAGUGGGGGUCGGGCCUCACGAGACCCCUGCCAACGGGUAACAAUGCUGGAGAGGAACUUGGGAUCCCAAUUUUUGAAGGCCAAAGAGGCCAGGGAGACAGUGGAGGUCAAGGAGUCCCCUGACCUUCAACCACCGUCUAGAGUCAUCUUGGGAACUAAUGUGCUGACAAAAUCUCAAAGCAUAAAUGUGCAUCUGAGGAGUUUAGAGACUCCAGGCACUAAUAAAAACCCCCUACUCCCUAGAAUGUCUGUUUCCCAAGAUCCAGGAGAGCCAUGCCUUAACACAGAUGUUGUUAGUGAAUUUAAGUCCAAAUUGAAGGUACAGUCAGCGAAUCAGCCUCAUGACUGUCCUACACACAUGCUCCUUGCUGCAGACAGCUUGGCUUCUCAUGUGCCCCAAUGCCAUCCCCAGAAAGUGCCCACUGGAGACAGGCUACAUUCCCAGGGGCGGUGUGGCCCCAUGGCAGCCCAAAGGAGCAGCCAAGGGCAGCAGGAGCCCAUGAUCUCAAAACUUCAGGACUCAUGGAAGAGCCAGAGCAAGAUGAUUGCCCCUACUUACGAGAGAGAGGACUGUCGGAGGCCCAACCUAGGAGAGCACAAAGAAAGGUUUGAAGAAUUGGGGACCUCUCAAGCUGGAAGUAUGAGCCACCCUGCCCAAGUCAAGGGAAUGGUAAACCCUGCUGGGAGCAAAUACCUCCCGCUCCUGCCAGAGAAGAAACAGGGUCCUCUAGAAAGCAUCUUCAGAAAGAGGAUGAGGCUCUUUUUUCAGUGGAUUUUCCCCCGCAAAAAAGUUAAAGGUCAAGAUGUUCUGCAAAAACACAAGCCCAGAUCAGCCAUCGCCCAGAGCCAAGGGUCAGUCAAAAGCAGAACAAUUAUGGACAGUGAGACUGCUGAGGCCCAGGCGCUCAUGACAGCUGUUGGACAGAUUCUAGAGGAGAAAAUGGCGAUUUACCAUGGACUUCAUGCCACGAAGUUAAAUGAGCACAAACAGGAACCCCAAGCCCCUGUAUGUGUGUGUUCCUGCUGCCACAGGCUUCCCCUCUAUGCAGAGCGAGGAAGAAUGAUGAGUUACACAGCCUGCAAUCACCAAGCAACCUCCAAGGGCCAGAGUUGUUCUGUCAAGGAAAAGCAAGUCAGACACCGACAGUCCUUAAAAAGUGUAAGAUUCAACGAAGAGCAGCUGAGCCUGAGACGCCUCCCAUCCUUGCCCCCGAAGGAGCCUUUGUCUCCAGUCAGUCCCUGCCAGUAUGGGCCAAGGAUGCCAGGUGUCCCAGGCCGCCACCAGCACUGUCCAAGGCACUGUCUUCUUCGGGGACGUGUCUUACCUGGUCAACCAUCAAAUGCUUCUUUAGCCUUUCCUAGUAGGAAAACAUGUCUCCAAGAAAAAAUUCAAUCCAUGUAG